CUAGUAAUCUAUUUAGAGUUAUCUGUGUCUCCAUAAUAUUUUUGAGGGCGAUUUAGUGAUUGUCUGUUUUCGCCAAGACUAGUCACCUCUCUCACAAAAGCCGCGUUUGCAACUACGGUGUCAACACCCGUCUCCUCUUUGACAGCUCCCUAUUAUUCUACAUAUUUGCCUACAAGUCGCCUUCGUACAAUUCCAGCUCCAAUAUCCUCAUUCCUUUGUUCUCUUGACCCCAACCCAUCGCAAUCCUGAAUUAAACGUCUUGAUGGCUGCCCCGCCGGCAGAUCGGGCAAAAAAUAAGGCGACCUGGGAUCUACCGCAAUGGCGAGAGAUGAUUGAGCUGGUCGACUGUCCAGAGGUCUACGACGUCAAGUUUUAUCCGUAUGGGAAGCCGACGGAUGACCCUAUCUUCGCUGCGGUCGGAGGAAAGAAGCUAAUAGUGUGCCGUCCAACUCAUGCGAAGGACAAAAGAGUAGAAACCAUCCAAGCCGUGGUUGACGAGGAGCUCAAUGCAGACAACUGUAGCAUAGCUUGGGCGCAGGCAGAGGAUGGCCGCCCGUUGCUGUGCUAUGCAGGGUCGACGGCUCUCAUCAAAAUCAUCGAUGUUUUGACUGGCGAGCUGCUUCAGGUGCUCCCAGGUCAUGGAGGGGGAAUAUUUGAUUUGGCGGUCCCGAGGACAAACCCUCACAUCUUGGCGUCAUGUUCAGAAGAUUCGACCGUGAGGUUAUGGAGCCUUCGAAAGGCUCACAAGGAGUCACCUUGUAUCGCCGUCUUUGCUGGAGAGGGGCAUUUAGAUGCUGUGCUAUCCAUCGACUUUCACGCAAAUGGGCACUAUAUCCUCUCUGCGGGCCAGGAUCAUGUUGUCAACAUGUGGACGGUGCCAAAGCUUCCGGAUGAAAGUACAAUAAUUGAGAAGGCGGAAGCAAUACACUAUCCUCAUUUUUCAACCUCGGAAGUACACUCGAAUUCGGUUGACUGCGUGCGGUUCUAUGAUGAUUUGAUUCUAUCAAGAGGGCAUGAAGAAGGCUACAUUGUCCUGUGGCAAAUUACACGCUUCUCGUCCGCAGCAGAGGUCCCUCCUGCUUCAGCAGCGCCGACUACAUACGACCAAAGUGCCAGAACUCGAUCCGCAUUCUUCAAAGUUCCCGAAGGCGAUAAAACAGCACAACGACAAUACCAACGCCUUCUCCAGUUUGCCAUACCACAGUGCAACCAAUGGUACAUGAGAUUCGGGAUGUACACCCCAUACUCCUCUCUCCGGCAUCCAGUCCUCGCAAUGUGCAAUUCAGCAUCCAAAGUCUUCUUUUGGGAUCUCUCCCGUCUGGUCGACUAUCAAAAAUUUAUUACAUCUCCAGAGACAGUUCUUAAGCCAAAUUGGCUCAGUUUGGCUUCUCAGACGAAGAAAUCCGGAAAAUCAGAUACGCACCGUUUGCUCAGCCAAACACCUAUUGAUGAAAGUGUUGCGACAAGCAGCGUUUCCUCCUUCAGCACGGAAACAUUUGCGGCCGCCAUUGAUAUCGAGGCGAACCGUGGCGCUUGGGAUGAAAAAUAUGCGACAGGAAAUCCCUGGAAGAGCCUGAAAGCGCACAAGAUCGAGGGCAUCCCAAGAGUGACAAGUGUUGGCAGAGCGGUUGCAUGGAGUGAGAAAGGGGAUUUCUGCGUCGUAGUUGGCUCUUCGGGUAUCAUUUCUGUGUUGGAGCGUUGGGCUAGGAACACGCCUGAUAUCAAGCCUGACAGAAGUACGGUAAAUCCAGGCAAUGCGAGUUGAGCUUCAUCUUCUGUGACAGAGAUGAAGGCGUGUUUUAUGAAUAUUAUGAAGCUACACGUAGCCUGGGCAUAGCUCGUUUUCAGUGGGAAACCCCCUUUAACAACACUAUGAGGAGCAUCGACAGGUAUUAGAACUGAGGAGGAUAUCGAUGGUCGCAUCAGCAU
This is a messenger RNA of Pseudogymnoascus verrucosus, 1929 nucleotides long. RefSeq lists its product as uncharacterized. Bases 263 to 1765 code for a protein of 500 amino acids. Gene Ontology annotation, cellular component: ESC/E(Z) complex. Gene Ontology annotation, molecular function: protein binding; nucleosome binding. The record is from RefSeq and is a predicted model, not a curated record. The transcript is spliced from 10 exons. NCBI's taxonomy places the organism in Eukaryota, Fungi, Ascomycota, Leotiomycetes, Thelebolales, Thelebolaceae. Gene Ontology annotation, biological process: negative regulation of transcription by RNA polymerase II.